This is a messenger RNA of Diversispora eburnea, 287 nucleotides long. The record is from the annotation of a GenBank genome assembly. NCBI's taxonomy places the organism in Eukaryota, Fungi, Glomeromycota, Glomeromycetes, Diversisporales, Diversisporaceae.
GGAAUGAAAACGAAAGUAAUGAUAAUAACGAAAAUGAAAUUGAAAAUGAUACAAAAAGUGAUAAUUCAGAUUCUAUUAAGUUCAAAGAUGAAGAAAGCAAUUCAGAAUCUGAAUCUGAAAGUGAUAGUGAUAAUAAUAAGGAUAUUUUGGAUGAGAUCCCUGUAAUGAUGGGAGACUCAUUAGUUGAAACUGAAUUGAAUGUUAGUACUUUAAAGGAAGAAAUCCAACGACUACUACAAAAAGGACUAGUUGUGAAAUCCUUUAGCUCUUGGGCUUCCUCAGUAGUU